CAUGCUACAGACGCGCGCGUUCGGCCUGCUCGCCCGGCUGCUCCCAGCCGCGCUGGGCCCGGGGCUGAGUCGGACGGCGUGCGAGGGGCGCGGGCGGGCCUGGUUACAGCCGGAGGGCCGCGACACGGGCGUGCAGGUGUACAACAGCCUCACGGGCAGGAAGGACCCGCUGAUAGUAGCCCGCGCGGACGCCACCUCCUGGUAUAGCUGUGGACCAACUGUAUACGAUCACGCACACCUUGGCCAUGCUUGUUCAUAUGUUAGAUUUGAUAUAAUUCGAAGGAUCCUAACCAAGGUUUUUGGGUGCAACAUAGUCAUGGUGAUGGGUGUUACAGACGUGGAUGACAAAAUCAUCAAAAGAGCCCAUGAGAUGAGGGUGUCACCUGCUUCACUGGCCAGUCUGUAUGAAGAAGAUUUUAAGCAGGACAUGGCAGCCCUGAAGGUUCUCCCUCCAACAGUGUACUUGAGAGUAACUGAAAACAUUCCUCAGAUAAUCUCGUUCAUUGAAGGAAUAAUUGCUCGUGGGUAUGCCUAUCCAACAGUAAAAGGCAACGUCUACUUUGAUCUGCAGUCAAGAGGAGACAAGUAUGGCAGACUGGUCGGCGUGGCACCUGGGCCUGCUGGAGAGCCAGGGGACUCGGACAAGCGGCACGCCAGUGACUUUGCCCUGUGGAAGGCAGCUAAGCCCCAGGAGGUGUUCUGGGCCUCGCCCUGGGGGAACGGCAGGCCCGGCUGGCACAUCGAAUGCUCCGCCAUGGCCAGCAUGGUGUUUGGAGGUCAGCUGGAUAUCCACUCAGGUGGGGUGGACUUAGCGUUUCCCCAUCACGAGAACGAGAUUGCACAGUGUGAGGUCUUCCAUCAGUGUGAGCAGUGGGGAAAUUAUUUUCUACAUUCCGGGCAUUUGCACAUAAAAGGCAAAGAAGAAAAAAUGUCCAAAUCAUUGAAAAACUACAUCACUAUUAAGGUGCUGGAUCUCAUCACAGAAGUGCGGGAAGGACACACAGGACAGGGAUGCACAUGGCGGAGACCCCCAGAGGACUUUCUGCAGACAUUCUCCCCCGAAGUCUUCCGGCUCUUCUGCAUGUGCAGCAGCUACAGGUCAGCCAUCGACUACUGUGACAGCACCAUGCUGGAAGCUAGGCAGCUCCUACUGGGGCUGGCCUCUUUUGUGGAGGACGCACGUGCCUACGUUAAGGGGCAGCUGAUCUGUGACCCCGUCAAGGAAGACAUGCUGUGGGAAAGGCUCACCAGCACCAAGGAGGCCGUGAAGGCUGCAUUGGCAGAUGACUUUGACACACCCAGGGCAAUUGGCACCAUCCUGGACCUUGUGCACCAUGGGAACAGACAGCUCAGAGCAGUCACUAAGGAGCCUGGUGGUCCCAGGAGCCCUGCUGUGUUUGGUGCCAUCGUCUCCUACAUUGAGCAAUUUUUUGAGACUGUUGGAAUUUCUCUAGUAAAACAACAGUGCAUUUCAGGAGACAGCAGUGUGGCUACUCUGCACAGCGUGGUGGAUGAGCUGGUGCGCUUCCGGCUGAAGGUCCGGCAGUAUGCACUGACCACACCUGAGGCCGCUGGGGAUGCCCGGCGACAGCUGCUCCUGGAGAGGCGGCCCUUGCUGGAGGCAUGUGAUGCCCUGCGCCAGGACCUUGCCACACAUGGCAUCAGCAUCAAGGACAGAAGCAGCACUAUCUCCACAUGGGAACUGUUGGAUCCCAGGACAAAACACCAGAAGCCAGGAAGCUGAGGAAGGAGCAGUCAUCGGCCUACACAAGCAUGCAGCUUCUGGUGAAAACUUUAUAUUAAAGUUUCCACAGUGGCUACUCAA
Messenger RNA from Marmota flaviventris (yellow-bellied marmot), 1825 nucleotides. It is a transcript of the gene Cars2, whose product is annotated as cysteinyl-tRNA synthetase 2, mitochondrial. Gene Ontology annotation, cellular component: cytoplasm. NCBI's taxonomy places the organism in Eukaryota, Metazoa, Chordata, Mammalia, Rodentia, Sciuridae. Gene Ontology annotation, molecular function: ATP binding; cysteine-tRNA ligase activity. Gene Ontology annotation, biological process: cysteinyl-tRNA aminoacylation. The record is from RefSeq and is a predicted model, not a curated record.